Molecule: messenger RNA, 1631 nt
Organism: Chionomys nivalis (European snow vole)
Lineage: Eukaryota; Metazoa; Chordata; Mammalia; Rodentia; Cricetidae
Gene: Yju2
Product: YJU2 splicing factor homolog
Exons: 7
Coding region: 82-1023 (313 amino acids)
Biological process (GO): mRNA splicing, via spliceosome
Cellular component (GO): U2-type catalytic step 1 spliceosome
Source: RefSeq, a predicted model, not a curated record
AACCGCGGCGCCUGGCCGAAUAAACUCCGAGGGGACCGAAGAACACUGCUCCUUCGCUUGCUCGACGAACAGGAAGCGAAUAUGUCGGAACGGAAAGUUCUAAACAAAUACUACCCACCUGACUUCGACCCGUCAAAGAUCCCGAAACUCAAGCUACCCAAGGACCGGCAGUACGUGGUUCGCCUGAUGGCCCCCUUCAACAUGAGGUGCAAGACAUGUGGAGAAUACAUCUACAAGGGGAAGAAGUUCAAUGCACGCAAGGAGACCGUCCAGAACGAGGCCUACCUGGGCCUGCCUAUCUUCCGCUUCUAUAUCAAGUGCACGCGCUGCUUGGCCGAGAUCACCUUCAAGACAGACCCUGAGAACACGGACUACACCAUGGAGCAUGGCGCCACACGCAACUUCCAAGCCGAGAAGCUCCUGGAGGAGGAGGAAAAGCGUGUGCAGAAGGAGCGCGAGGAUGAGGAGCUGAACAACCCCAUGAAGGUCCUAGAGAACCGCACCAAAGACUCGAAACUGGAGAUGGAGGUGCUGGAAAACCUGCAGGAGCUGAAGGACCUGAACCAGCGGCAGGCACACGUGGACUUUGAGGCCAUGCUGCUGCAGCACCGCCUGUCGCAGGAACAGUGGCGACAGCAGCAGGAGGAGGAAGAUGAGCGUGAGACUGCGGCCUUGCUGGAGGAGGCUCGCCACCGCAGGCUUCUGGAGGAUUCCGACUCAGAAGAUGAAGCUCCGCCUUCCCGACCACGGGCAGCAGCAAAACCCAACCCCACAGCCAUCCUGGACGAGGCACCGAAGGCCAAGAGGAAGGCAGAGGCAGUGGGCAGCAGGGCACAGCUGGCUGGAUUGGUGGUGCCAAAGAAGAUGAAGGCGGAAGCCAACGGGGGCUCAGAGCAGGUCCAGAUGCCUGCCGUGGGUGCUCCCGAGAGCAGGAAGACAGCUAACCUUGCACCCCAGACACCCGGGGCCUCCUCCCUGAGCCAGCUGGGUGCAUAUGGGGACAGCGAGGACAGUGACAGCUGAGCCCCUACAGCGACAUCACAGACCCCAGAAACCAGAGGAGGAGACGGGAUCAAGGAAGGCACCCUCAACAAGUUCCUCGUGACCAUGUCUGCCGUGGAUCCCAGCAGCGUGUGGAGAGGCAAUGUCCCUUAGUACCAGGUGUCCUGGGACAGACAGCCUGUUCCACUCUGUCAGUCCUUGAGUUUGCCCCAUCCCUUCCUACCACAGAUCUGAACACCAUCUGACGGGGCAGGUGGCAGGGUCCCUGGGGACUACCUCCCAACAAGGCCUGGGACUCUACCUGCAACACAAUAAUACUGUGUGGUAAAGAAAAUCAAUGACAGCCAUGUGGACCAGCGAGAGACCCUGCCCGACCGUCUAACCAGAGCUAACACUCUCCUGGGAUUUCGGCCACAGCCAGCCUGGGCCUGGACUCCAGCCCGUGUCCGUCAUUCAGAAUUUGGGGGUACAUGAGUCUGUGUUCUGUAGGAAAACUGCUGAGCCUGAGUCUGUCAUUUAGAGCACAGUGAGCCUGGGUGGGGCGGCAGUGGAGAGGCAGGCGUGUGUAGCCCAGGCUUGCCUUCACCUCCCCAGGCUGGGAUGAGAGAUGUGAACCAAGUUGAUCUUAA